AUGUAUACGUUUAAUUUUGGUGUUGAAUCGUGUGAGUCCUGUAAAGCGUUCUUCAGACGAAAUGCACUGAAAAAUAGGGGAUUUGUCUGUAAAUAUGGGGGCAAUUGUGAAGUGGAUGUCACCCGAAGACGCUUUUGCCGGAGCUGUCGAUUACAAAAGUGUUUCGCAGAUUACAUCCUAACCGAUGAGCAGAAAAGUCAGCGAAAAUUUUUCACAAAAGAAAACCGCGAAAAACGUGACGACAAUAAUAACAACGAAUCGCAGAAUAUUCUCGACUUUGAAGGCAUUGAAGUGUUUGACGAUUCGCUUGACUUCGAAGGAAUGGAGAUGUUUGACAAUUCAUAUGAUUUUGAUCAUCAAAUGGUUUCCAUUUCUCGAACGAUCAAUACGUACGACAAGAAUCUAAAUGAUAUGGAAAUCUCGCGUUUGGGUGAACUGUUGAACGCCGCGGAACUCAUCAGAGAUCCCGUCAGCAAAAUCACUGCCGAACCCAAGGAUUUGGACGUAAUUUUGGCCACUUAUGGCUUUAAAAUGGACCUCGAGUUAAGACGACUACCAGUGAUGUGCAAACACUUGAGUGCAUUCAGCACUAUCUGCGAAGAGGACAAGAUGCGGACAAUACAUCUGUGGUUAGUGUCCAAAGAUUUCUUUACUAAAUACGGCGGGGAAUGGGAUUUGGAUUCAAUUAUUUUGGAUUUGUUAACAGCGAUCGCACUGUUUAAUGCCGAUCGGCCUAAUAUUAUACACAAACCAACUUUAUCAACAAAUAUAUCUCGGAUUUAA
Molecule: messenger RNA, 783 nt
Organism: Medioppia subpectinata
Lineage: Eukaryota; Metazoa; Arthropoda; Arachnida; Sarcoptiformes; Oppiidae
Source: the annotation of a GenBank genome assembly